This is a messenger RNA of Porites evermanni, 3100 nucleotides long. NCBI's taxonomy places the organism in Eukaryota, Metazoa, Cnidaria, Anthozoa, Scleractinia, Poritidae. The record is from the annotation of a GenBank genome assembly.
AACUCAGCUGGUGAUAAUUUAUCUUCUGAAUACAUUGGGUUCGCAACGUUGUUUUCUGUCCUGAUAAUGACGGACCUUAUCGGCAACACCCUGGUAAUCUUAGUCAUAACGACUAACACGAACAUGCGAACAUCCAUGAAUUAUGUGUUGGUCAACUUGGCUAUCGCUGACAUAUUGGUGGCCAUUUUUAUGGGUGUCAAGUUUGUGAUUACUCCAACAUUUGUGCAUCCAUAUGGAAUAACAGGUCAGUAUCUCUGUAAAUUCAUCACUGGUGGAACAACAGCUUGGACGGCAGCAGUGGCCUCGAUUUAUAGCCUGGUAGGCAUUUCAAUAGAAGCUCACCAAGUGGCUUUUCAUCCUCGUAAAAGGCGUGUUGGCCCAGGAAGGAGCCUUUACAAGACACUUGUUCUAAUCUGGCUUGUAGCACUUUUGUGGGGACUUCCGUUGUACCUGUCAGUCACAUAUGUGGAAAACCUGGGGACAUGCGCGGAGCAGUGGCCACACCCCGUAUUUCCAAAAAUUUACAGCUUUGGUUGGAUUAUUGUAGCCGGAGUUUUCCCAAUUGCAACGAUGAGCAUCUUGUAUUUUAAGGUAACAUAAAGUUUUUGCGAAGCUAAAAUUUACUUAAAAUAAUGUAAUUGUAACCUCUGACAUAAAAUAACAAAUAGAGAAAACUAAGCCUUUUUUAUGUUUGUGUAAGCGAGACAUUUCACGCCGCUCUUCAUGUACGGUGAAAUGGACAUAAGGGAUUACGUAUUUUGAUGGUACGUGACCUUCAAAAUCCUUCGCAUCGAUAGAUUGGCCAGUGAGAUUUCCUUACCAAGAGGUAUCCGCCGCUGGAGGCGUGCAAGCUGCUUUGCUUAUUAGUAAUGAUGUUUUCCAUUUAGUCUUAAAGGUAAAGUUAAAGUUAAAGCCUUGGGCUUAUGUACCCCUCACAACCCACCCUAUGUUUUCAGUGAUAUCAGCUACUAAUGACAAACAGGGGACUAUGAAAUGGAUUUACCGAGCUUCAAAGGCGACGUCAAACGCGCGAUACAGACCACCUUUGCACGCCCUUGUACAUCUUUGACGCGCGACAAAUACCUGUCUUUGACGCCUUUAACCCUAACCUUUGACACGCGUCAAAGGUGUUAUUUGAUUAGCCUUUGUGCGCUUAUCAAAGGUGUCGUCAAAUAUGUCGGAGAUUCGAGUCAAAGGUUUGACAAAGGUGCGGUAAAGUAGUGUCUUAGAUUCAAGUCAAAGGCUUGCUAAAAGUGUCGUCAAAUGUAUCCACUUGAGGAUCAGGUCAAAGGUUUGACAAUGGUGUGGUCUAAUAUAUCUAAUAUUCAAAGGUGUUGCCAAGUAUGUCUGGGUUUUAAGCCACAGGCGUGAUAAAGGAGUAGUCAAGUAUACGUUAUAUUCAGUGAAAUGUCUUACGAAGGUAUUGUCAAAUACCCUCGUGGGUGGAUUCACUUUCCACAUGUGUGUAUAGCCCUCGCAUUUUUCCCGUUAAAGUUAUUUCAUUGUUUUAAGCUUAAAACCAACAAGAAGUCAAACGAGCAAAAACGACGGCUAAACAUCUAAGUGGGAAGUGAAUCCAGCCUGAGAUUCCAGUCAAAUUCAAUUGCGACCUGGACCUUGUUACUUUUAGCUGUGAAAUAAUUUUAAAAGAAUAUAUAAAUUUGAGAUGAAUAAUUCAGUCAUUGCGUUUUUUUCGGCCCCACUCCCUUUUUACUAUCGCCCCUUUUCAGCAGUGAAAAAUUCCUCCUUUUUCUCUACUUUUGUCAAAGCUUAAAGACACAGGUAAAACGUUAAAAUUCAAAUGUGAAGCGAACCUAACUGAUACAUACAAAAUUUUUCUUGUAUAGCUAUGUUUUCGGAAAGUCAUUCUUUCAGUUACACUCAUGUCAUAUGAAGUCUUUAUAAUACUAUCAUAUUAUAAAGUGAUGUACGUCAAGCAAAUGUGAAAAUGUUUAGAUUGUUAGAAAUAGCCAAAAGUAGCAAAAAGCAGUUCAGAAAUGCUCAUAGAAUGGUAAAUGCUGCUAGAAUCAUCACUAAUACAAUUUAAAAAAGCAUCAGAGCAUGUACUACAACUAGUUCAGCCAUUUUGAUUUUUGACAGAAAGGAAACUGGAAAGAAAAAACAGUGAGCCCGACUCCUUAACCACAGGCUACCCGAAAACGACACUGAUUUCUUGAUAUGUCGGUUGUAAUACUUGCUUAUAUGAAGCAAUAAUUCUGCAGCAUCACCAAAUCCAGAGUUUAAAAGGGAGCAAGGGAAGAAUGGUUGCAGCCCCUGGGAUUUUAUUAACAGCCCUCUGAAUGAUGAAAUAGCUAAGAAUUGUUUUGUUUCAUUUGUGCUGCAUGCAAUUUCUUUCUUCAGACAAGAGCUUGCAGGAAUUUGUUUUUCCAAGUCACCCCCUCCUCUCACCCAUCUAAAAAGUUAAACGGUUGUCCCCUUACCUAGGUCAAAAGAGUAAGCAACUCGGAGGUUACUUAUUUAGCGGCAUCUUUGACGCGCAUCAAAGGUGAAGUCAAAACCGAUAUCAUACUUUACUUUACUUCUGACAGGCUUUAAAGGUGCAGUAAAUCCAAUUUUUCGUCCCGUGCAAGUAGCCAUUAUAGUACAGCUAUGUAAAAUAAGUAAAGCCAUCUCGACAAUUACAUGUUAGAAUGUUAUUUGAACGUAUCACUCUAAAUAAAUAUCACCACUCUACAGAACGAAUUGCCAUAAAUAUUUAUAUAUUGACUUAUAUAUUAUUUUUUAACUUUUUUAGGUUGUGCGUCGCCUGUGGUUUAAAGAAAACCCGGAUUGCAGUCAAUCUCAAAUGGCUUUUCUUCGUUCUAAGAAGAGGAUCACGGCAAUGGUUAUUCUUGUCAGCAUUAUCUAUGUGAUUUGCUGGGUUCCAACUUUGAUGAUCUAUUUCUUGGUUAGUGUUCUGCCGUCUGAAUCAAUGUAUUCAGUACUCCACAAGACCACUAUAGCUCUGGCAACUUUUAAUUCCUCCGUCAAUCCUAUCGUGUACAGCUUACGAAGCCAUCAGUUUCGAAAAAGUCUUUACAAAUUGAUUUGGUGCUACAAAGAGAGGCGUCAAAAUAUUCAGGUAGUGCCUUUACGAUAA